AUGGCAUCUCACUACUUUGUCAAACCAACCCUUCAUGAAAAAAAAAUCAAGGCUUACAAGAAGAAACAUUUGCAACAUUUGAAAUCAUCACCUUCCACCCCGUUGCCGAACGAUGAUAGAGACGAUUCCACUUUCAAUUACUCAAACUUACUCUACCCUAUCCAUCCUAUCCCCAUGGAUAUCUACAACUCUAUCCCUUCUCAAAAAUUGCAAAACUUGCCUUCUUCUACAAACCCCAUCAUCAGGAACAAAUAUUCCACCCAAGUCGAUUCUCGGUCCUACCUCACCACUUUUGAGUACAAGAUUAAUGGGAUCUCCAUCAUCUGGGACUACAACACCGGAUACGUUCAUCUCACCGGGAUUUGGAAAUCGUUGGGAAACUCCAAGGCCGACAUUCUAAAUCUUUUGGACAACGCUCCCGAACUUGAACCAUUCCUUAAGCGGGUCCGGGGAGGGUUCCUCAAAAUUCAAGGUUCCUGGUUAAAUUUCGACAAUUGUUAUAAGUUGGCGUGCAAAAUUUGCUGGGACAUCCGAUUCGCCCUUGUUCCAGUUUUUGGAGUCAAAUUUUUGGACGAUGUGUUGAAACCUGGUCAAUUGGGUUACGGAGAAUUGAAAUUGAAUUCUUACAUGCCUGGAGAUCCAAAUGACAAAACUAAUGAAAAUAAAAAAAAAAGAAAGAAGUUGCACGGUAAUCAAAAAGAUGGCGACAGUCCAGCAGAUAAACGAGUUUUGAAAAGAACCAGAAAGUCAAAAUCUCCAACCGUAACUUUGGAAAGCUCCAUCUCAUCAUCAUUAUCAUCAUUAUCAUCAUCAUCAUCUUCUUCUUCUUCGACCUCUCCAACAUCCGGAUCCCCACCAAUAACCACUGGUUAUCAUGCUACAUCACCAGACUAUUCUAAUGAAGAAUAUAGUCAAAUGAUUGCUGCCAGCAAUUCCCUCCGCAAAUUGAAAUACUCUUGCCUUCAAUCUUCUACGUCCGCUAAAAAGUAUAUAGGAUACAAACUUCCUAGCCUUUCUUCGUCGUCGUCAUCGUCAUCGUCAUUCUCUAGGUCAGUAUCUCAAAUCUCAUUUCCUACCACCGAUUCAGUUUCCUCGGAUGAUGAUGAAGAAUCCUCUCGGUUUUUCUCCAUGAGAUCGGCUAGUACUCCAAUCGUGCCAACCACUUAUUGUCCAAGUAAUUUGCCACCACUUCCAUCGACCACAUUGGAUACUUAUCCAAAUUCUGCCCCAGCUUCUAGUGGGGGUGCCGAGUAUGCUUAUCAACCAUUUUAUCGACAAAACACUCCUUCACCAACCCCAAAACCAAGCAUUCAACUCGCAUCAUCUACAAUGGGAUUGACUCCAUUUGGGCCGAGAGGUGACACUGCUAAUUCUAGUGCUUUGGGGUUUGCAUCAGAUUACCAUUGUGCCACCCAACCAUCACAUAUUAAUGAAACCCGCUCUUCUUCUUUGCAAAGUCUUUUGGAUGCUGCCGAUCGAUUAGCAUGCCAUUCUACCACCAAGGGUAAAAUGGAUAUUAAAGGGUUGAUUUCUUAG
Saccharomycopsis crataegensis is the source of this 1536-nucleotide messenger RNA. It is a transcript of the gene XBP1, whose product is annotated as Xbp1p. Lineage: Eukaryota; Fungi; Ascomycota; Saccharomycetes; Ascoideales; Saccharomycopsidaceae. Gene Ontology annotation, molecular function: transcription regulator activity; DNA binding. The coding region runs from base 1 to 1536 and encodes 511 amino acids. Gene Ontology annotation, cellular component: SBF transcription complex; MBF transcription complex. The transcript has a single exon. The record is from RefSeq and is a predicted model, not a curated record.